UGGGUGCCCGCCCGCCCCGCCUCGCCCGGUCCCAGCCCCGCGCCCAGCUCGAGACUCCCCGAGGUCCCUGAGCUCCCGCCCAACGCCCGCGCCCGCCUCCCCGCCUUCCUGCAGGGCGAGGGCGUGUUCGCUCAGCUGGUGGCCCGAGAUGCUCGGCUCACCGAAGGGCUCCUGCACUGGUACAGCGCCGCGGGCCUCAAGGGCGUGUACCUGGCCCCUGGCCUGAGCUACGACGAGCAGACCCGGGAGCUGGUAGUGGCCGAGGCCGGCCUCUACUCCGUCUUCUUGUACGUGGAACUGCAUCGUGUGGUGAACAGAGCUGGCUCUGGCUGGGUCUCCACUGCCCUCCACCUGCAGCAGCGGGGUGAAGGGACCGCAGCUCUGGCCCUGACCUUGGACCUGCCGGCUCUGUCCUCGGAAGCCCGCAAUUCCGUGGCUGGUUCCCAGGUUGGCCUGCUGCACCUGAGUGCUGGCCAGCGCCUGAGUGUCCACCUGAAUGCCACCACCGAGGCCCAAUUUGCCUGGCAGCUUGCACAAGGCGCCACAGUCCUGUGCCUCUACCCAGGACUUCUACCCACCAACGUCCCCAUCGGACUUCUCUACCCACAGUCCUCAUGAGGUGGGUCCCGCGUACCACUCCCUAGGGAGAGACUGAAUUCUGCCUUGCUUCGUUGGGGCCUCUGAUGAUGGGUCCCAGCUAUUCUACCUCACCAGUCUGGGCAGGGUUCCCGGCUGCUCACCCCGGCCUCGAGGACGCUCCAGGUCCUACUCUCACUCCCAUCCCGAGUCAAACCCUUGGUAUUUAUUCUGAGCCUGAGCUCAGACAGCGGACUUUUUAUUAAUCAGUUCAACUUAUAUUUAUUGAGCAUCUACUACAUGCCAGGUACGGUGAAAAUGCAGGGCUAGAGACAUCGGCAAGCAAAACCGACCUCCCCCAAAUCCUUAUUUAUGUUAGUAUGUGAGCAAUAAAGACUCACCCCGGGCCCCCACAGGAUCUGUGGGGCUAGCUGUUGGGAGUCUGCGGAACUCUGUGUGUCGUGUGAGCUUCAGUCAUCCGCGCGAGCUUUAUUGAGCAUCUGCUAUGUGUCGGGCACUGUUUUAGGUGUUAGGGACAGGACACACAGCUGUGAACAAGGCAGACCAAGACCCCAGCUUUUGCCAAGCUGACGUCUCAUAGGCUGGCUCGACACUGUGACUGGGCCGUGGGGGAGUGUGCGUGGCACUAAACAAU
This is a messenger RNA of Pteropus alecto (black flying fox), 1231 nucleotides long. RefSeq names its product TNF superfamily member 9 (gene TNFSF9). Gene Ontology annotation, cellular component: plasma membrane. Lineage: Eukaryota; Metazoa; Chordata; Mammalia; Chiroptera; Pteropodidae. The transcript is spliced from 3 exons. The annotation marks the transcript as partial. The record is from RefSeq and is a predicted model, not a curated record. Gene Ontology annotation, biological process: positive regulation of activated T cell proliferation; positive regulation of cytotoxic T cell differentiation; immune response. Gene Ontology annotation, molecular function: tumor necrosis factor receptor binding.